UGGGGGAGGAGACUCAGCCGUCAUAAAGAAACCCUCACGCCAACCGUUGAUAAAGCAAUACUUCUGUCAGUCCUCCAGCUGUCAAUCAAGAUAAAUAGUCUCUUUAAAACCCCUAUCAGACCAGACGUAUCGUCAUAGCUGGACUCUGGCCGCUGUCAGUAGCGACAGGACUCAGUCUCCGGUAGAAAACAGCAGCGCACACUUGUCGCAGCGAGAGCUCCGUGGAUCAAGAGUUUAUAUCGGAAUAAAGGUGCGCAAAAUGACAGAUAUUCCUCAGAGGUGCACAUGAACUGCCUUGGACUGCGUUUCACUCUAUCAAGAGUGCGUCAGCUCUGCAAAAUAAGGCGAAUUGCCUUAUUCACUCCUAUAAAUAGGAGUAAAGGUGAUCGUUCCGAGCAAGGAUUCAAUUAGUUCGGCAAUUGUUCCUGGCGAGAACUGAGAUAAGCGGACACUGAGACGGAGUGAAAUGGAUCUGAAGGCGUUGGGCUGCGCAGUGCUCUUACCUAUUCAGAUACUCUACUACACUGUCAAGGCGACCGUGUGCUGGUUCUUACCGAGCAGGCGGAGAGAUCUGAGCGGAGAUGUAGUGCUUAUCACGGGUGGCGGACGGGGCAUCGGCCGUCACCUGGCUAAGGAGUUCGCCGUGCGUGGAGCUAAAAAGCUAAUCCUGUGGGGCCGGACGGAAAAAUGUCUGAAGGAGACGUGUGAGGAGAUCACCCUCAUGGGGACAGAGUGCCAUUAUUUUGUUUGCGAUGUGGCCAACAGGGAAGAAGUCUACAAGCAAGCCAAGGUUGUCAGAGAAAAGGUGGGAGAUGUGACUAUUCUGGUGAAUAAUGCUGCAGUGGUGCAUGGGAAGAGUUUGCUGGACAGUGAUGAUGAUGCUCUUCUCAAGUCACAACACAUCAAUACAAUGGGACAGUUUUGGACCACGAAAGCCUUCCUGCCUCGUAUGCUGGAACUGCAAAACGGCCAUGUUGUAUGUGUCAACUCCAUCCUGUCUUUGUCCCCGAUCCCUGGUGCCAUAGAUUACUGCACAUCUAAAGCUUCUUCACUGGCCUUCAUGGAGAGCCUCACUCUGGGGCUGCUGGACUGUCCAGGUGUAGCCUGCACCACCGUCCUCCCGUUCCACACCAACACUGAAAUGUUUCAGGGCAUGAGAGUCAGGUUUCCGCAACUUUUUCCUCCUCUAAAGCCAGAGGUUGUAGCACAGAGAACAGUAGAUGCUGUUCGGACAAACACAGCCUUUGUUUACUUACCCUGGACCAUGAACGCACUCGUUAUCCUCAAAAGCAUGCUACCACAGAGUGCACUGGAGGAAAUCCACAGAUUCUCAGGAACCUACACCUGCAUGAAUACUUUCAAGGGGCGGACAUGAGAAAUUUAGGAAUAACACAGGAGUUUCAAGUGUUACAUAUUUUUAAACAGACUGUUUUUUUUUUUUAUUAAACAACGGCUGUGGAGUUGUUCUUCCACGGGCAUUGAGAUCCAGAACGCAUUUCCAGGACUGUUUGCAGGUCAGCACUGACCUUUGUGUUGCGUUGUUGGACAAACACAGAAUGGAAGGAAAAAAAGAAGCCUCAGUCGAUCGCUGUGCUGUACUGUAUGUGUACUUUAAUGUUUUUUAACAAUCACCUUUUAACUACUGUCACUGUAAAUUCUGCAUCUGAAUUAAAAAGAAAAAAAGUGUUUUAAAGGAAAAAGCCUUCCAGUUGGAUGUCUUUAGGGGGGUUUCAGCCUAACACUUUGGUUUUAGGUGCCAUUUACACUGUGUUUUCGAUUUAAAAGGCAUAUUUUGUUGGUGUUACACAUGCCUUUCAAGCUACCCUUGCAUCUUCAACCUGCAAAAAAACAUUUUGAAAAAGCUAAAGGCCACAUUUUAGUUUAGAAAUGCAUUUUAGAAUGAAAAUACUUCUCGUCCAGUUUUUAAUGUGUUCCAGAAAAACUGUUACCAUCCACAAUAAACAGCUUAAAAUGCAUGAUACUCUACAUGACUAUUUAGCUCACUGAGCAUCCACAUAGAUCAGCGGUACUCAACCCUGUUCCUGGAGAUCUACCUGCCUGCAGAGUUCAGCUCCAGUCCUGAUCAAACACACCUGAACCAAUUAAUUAAAACCUGAACAGCACUUGAUAAUUACAUGCAGGUGUGUUUGAUAUGGGUCGCAACUAAUAUAUGCCCGAAGGUAGAUCUCCAGGAAUAGGGUUGGUCACCCCUGGCAUAGACUGUCUGCAUCAGUACUUGCUGUCUACCUGUUGCUUAAUGGUCAUAUAAGAUGGGCUUGACAGGUCAGGGAACAAUGUACGAUAGUCCAGAGUGUGAUUGUGGAUAGCCAUGCCUCCAUUUUCAAAUGUUUGCAUUUCAAUUCGUCUAUACUGAAAUGGAGCACCAUUUUCCAAACUAAAACAAGAUCUUUUUAAAAACGCCCCAUUUUAGUUUAGUUAAAAACUUUAUUAAUCCCCUUGGGGCAAUUCAUUCUGACAUGGUGGUGCUUCACAUUUAACAAAAAUGACACAUGUAACACAUAAAACACCAACACUUACCAUCAAGUACACACACCAAAAAAAAAGAAAAAAAUCAAUAACAAUGGUAGAUAAUAAUAACUAAUAAUAAUCUAUCAAUUAACUACAUUUAUUACGUAACCGAAUUGAUUCAGGCACAAAAGUAAAUUUAUAAUGAUUUAUGGAACAUUUUAUUGUUCUUAGACGUCGCCCAAGGGGCAUCCACUCAAAAUAUUUGCUCAAGGGGUGUGUGCUGUCUCCUAGUAUUUUAUGUGCUAUCCUCAACACCUGCAGUUUGUAACAGUAUGCAAGACUUCACAGGGAAACUCUUAAAAUUUGAGCACAAAUUAGCAAUGCCUUGAAGACGAUUCCUGUUUUUUAUAGAGAGUGAAGAGAACCAGCAAAUAAAAGAAAAGGACAAAAUACUUUCAAUAAAUGAAUUGUAAAAGGUCUUGAGAAUAACUUUCUUUACAUUAAAAGAGUUG
Molecule: messenger RNA, 2981 nt
Organism: Danio aesculapii
Lineage: Eukaryota; Metazoa; Chordata; Actinopteri; Cypriniformes; Danionidae
Gene: dhrs3b
Product: dehydrogenase/reductase (SDR family) member 3b
Exons: 6
Coding region: 467-1375 (302 amino acids)
Cellular component (GO): lipid droplet
Molecular function (GO): oxidoreductase activity, acting on the CH-OH group of donors, NAD or NADP as acceptor
Source: RefSeq, a predicted model, not a curated record